This is a messenger RNA of Wyeomyia smithii (pitcher-plant mosquito), 1797 nucleotides long. RefSeq lists its product as uncharacterized. The transcript is spliced from 2 exons. The record is from RefSeq and is a predicted model, not a curated record. Lineage: Eukaryota; Metazoa; Arthropoda; Insecta; Diptera; Culicidae. The coding region runs from base 1129 to 1797 and encodes 222 amino acids.
UCGCCAGCGCCGUCGUCGUCAUCAUCGAUAGGAACUUUUGCGCCAGGUGAUUCAAGUGCUCCGGUAUAUUGGUGGAUCCGUUUGUUUCUCGCCUUUUUGGACGAUUUGGUUGGCCGGGGAGAAGUUAUUUUAUCGCGUUAUUCGCGUUUUUGUCUGGAUCACACGCGACUACGAUCACGAUCGGUGUUUCGAGUAUUUUCCGCUUUUCGGUGCUAAUUGGUCCAUUACGCGACGGAUGUGAACUUUUUUGUUUUUCGUUUUCUAUCGUAAUUAAGUUUGUGGGUGUGCGAUUGCUGCAGACACCGAAUCAGUGGGGGAAAUUGUGUUGUAUGGUUAACGGGCUGGAGAUUCCAGCAGGUCCUGUAGUGUUGAUAAUAAGCAUGAUUAAACAAAUCAGUGUUCAUUUCCGUUAGUGAAGUUCAGAGUAGAGUGGAAGUACGAAAUAAUUAAUUGAUGGAUUAAGACAAGGCGGCAGGGCUUACUAGGAAAUAAAUAACAAAUCAACAAACGCAACAAGUGGAUUAAAUUGGAUUAAAAAUCUCACCAUCUUCAAAGCAUUGUCAGUGGCUGCCAAAAUCGAAACCUUCGAAAGUAGGUGCAACCGAAAACCCGAAAGUUGGCAUUGUUGGUAACAAAUCUCGUUCGGUGGAGCUUUGCAAGCAGACUUCAAACAACCGAGUCGUUAUUAUUUUGUGGUUCGCGAAGAAAUAUCAUUCGACAACCCGGGGCGGAAAACUUGUGACGUGAUCUGAGCUAGCUGGAUAUAAAUAGAGUGUAAAAAGGUGGUAACAAAUUGCGGAUGCAGGCUCGUCGUCUAGAGUAUGAUCAAUAAAGCGGAAAGGAUGCCAAACCCUCAUUACAGCUAGCGCACCUGGCCCCUCAGGCAUGCAAAAUCAACUUCCCUAAGCAGUGGACUGCCUGAAUACCGAACCACAAUGCUAACCAUCGUCGGCAGGUGCGGAGCAGUACGUGUGAGGGCAGCAGCAACCAUCGUCGGUAAAAACUGUGACCAAUGUUUGCAAUUUUCCAUACUGGCUUCGGCACGGUUACAGUUCUGACUGAACGGCAAGCUUUCCACCUCUUCCCACCUGCCCGCUUUGACACGUUCAACCAAUUUUCUUCGCUAAAAUGUUCGACGAUAUCAAAAUGUGCCUGAUGGACCUGAUCAAGGUCAGCAGUCCAAAGUCGAAAAAAUCUCUCCAAGACAUGACGGCCGGAUAUUCGGUAGAUUUUAUGAAAAAGUACAACGACAUAAACAUAAUCCACUUCAACGAGAACAUGUCGAUGGUUAACAAGCUGGAAAAUGUUCGUUUUUCACCCUCGAACUACACGAACCUGUUCAAAACUAACCCACUGCUGGAGGGAAAAAGGGGUAAAUCGUUCCGCGAAUGGGGCGUCGAGAGUGCUAGUUUUGAUUUUUCGUCGGACGAUCGUGACACCCUGACGAUGACAAGCUACUCGCACUGCUCGGGUGAUGAGGCAAAAUGUCGCCUGUUGCCAAAGACGAUCGAACCGCGCAGACCGCCGCCGCUGGCCGCAACCAACAUCGGCAACAUUGACGAGGAUGAUGAUGAUGACGAUGGCAUCAUAAUAAACCAUUACAGCCUCGAGGAGUGCCUGGCGGGCGGUUUGGCAUCGCAGCUGGAUUCGUUUUGUACACUGUGUACCUCUUCGUUCAGCUUCAGCAACUGCAAUAACUGCGAGAAGUCGGCAUGUGGCUCCAAGUGCAGCGGCGAUAGCAACACCACGAUCGAUGAAGCCGAGCUUUCCUGUGUGUGUCUGCAGAAGCACGGGUAA